AUGACUCGUGAAAUACCUGGUUUCUAUUAUGACCCGGAGAAGAAGAAGUACUUCAAGAUCCAAGCCAACCAUGUUGCACCCCCAAAUGCACAAUACUCGCAGCAGUCCGUGAAGCGAAAGCGGUCUGAGCUAGCGACACAUGAAAACAAAACACGGUUCAGACAACGUGAGAAUAAAGAGAUGAUCCGAAAAGCGCCAUCGUUGAGACAUCCCUUGGUCAAUCUCCAAAGAGAGAUUGGAGCCAUUGAAUCUUUCUCCCGUGCGAGACAAGAACAGCAGGCUCGCAUUCAGGCCAGCCAACUACACCGUGGAGAACUCCAUCGUUUCGAGCCAUGGCCUAGCUCGUACAGUAUCCGAUAUGUCUUGCGCAACCCACGUUCUGGGACAUUGAUUGCCGAGAGUAGGGUCUGUUUUCCUGAUAUCGACGAGUCACAGUGGAGCUAUGAUCACACCAUGGAACGGGUGCUAUUCAGGGAGCCGUAUUCGUUAGGAUCGAUGUCUUUGAGCCACUCAGGAUACCUACUUGCAACAAUGAACGAAGGACCGCAAGGUGACUGCUUCCUUUCGGCUCAUCUCCUCCCAGAGCCCGACGAAGGUGGCAACUACCGCUGGCCAACAUGUACGACUCCAUAUGUAUCUCUAUCCCUAGACACCGCGCUUACCCAAGACCUUGCAGUCUCUCACCCGAUUCGGAUCAGACCCCAUUACCCGAUGUCCUUCUGGUGCUCCGCGGCCCAGCCCGCAGGGUCAAGCGCCUACUUCGCCAUAGGAACUUCAGAAGGGCUACACACCCUAGAGGGUACCAGUAGCCAUUGGACCCUAUCGAAGAAGCCAUUUAAGGGCAAUAUACUUCCAACACGCACCAGAGCACCCCCCAAGUACAGCAGCCAACGCAGCGUGCAUGCCGUGGAAUGGAUGUCGCAGGACGUGAUUGCGGCGGGACAGAAAAACUCCAACAUCUUCCUCCACGACAUGCGCAGUGGUGGCAGUGCCACACGUCUCCGACACAACGAUGCUGUGAUGGAAAUGAAGCAGAUGGACGAGUACCGGCUCGUGGCGGCGGGACCUAGCUCGCUACGAAUGUACGACCUCCGCUUCGCGCCAAAAAUGCUUGAACGUCAUGAUUUCUCAAAGCCCUACCUAACUUUCCCCGAAUCCUCUUCACUACCGUUCCCAACCUUCGAUCUGAGCACCGAGCUCGGUCUCCUGGCUAGUCCAUCCCAGGACUGCAAAAUCCAGCUCUUCUCUCUCCAAACCGGAAUGCAGGUGUCCUCCCCUCUCACAGGGCAUCAAUAUUCUUCACCACCUAGCUGUGUACGAUUCGAGUAUGGGAAUGAUACGCCGGAGUGGCGGGGCCCGCAUGGACCGAGUUUGUUGGUUGGCACGGAUGAUGUGGUCGAGCAAUGGACCUGGUAG
Messenger RNA from Penicillium psychrosexuale, 1416 nucleotides. RefSeq lists its product as uncharacterized. Bases 1 to 1416 code for a protein of 471 amino acids. The transcript is spliced from 8 exons. Gene Ontology annotation, cellular component: Cul4-RING E3 ubiquitin ligase complex. NCBI's taxonomy places the organism in Eukaryota, Fungi, Ascomycota, Eurotiomycetes, Eurotiales, Aspergillaceae. The record is from RefSeq and is a predicted model, not a curated record. Gene Ontology annotation, molecular function: protein binding.